CAGUGUUUAGAACUACCUGUGUGUAUUUGUGUGUACUCUGUCAAUGCCAUGUAGUCUUGCCACCACCAUGUGGUGCCAUAGAUCUAGAAUCUCUUCAAUAUGGAGAUCUUGGGUAUCAGCGCUAAUCUUCUUACAGUCACUCCACCUCUUUAUCAGCCGUCUGCCAGAGCUCAGUGAAUGGACUGAUAUUCUACUUGAAUUCAGUAUUAGGGAAACCUCAGAAUGUAUAAAGCUUACUUGGAAAAUAUAUAUGAACAGGACAGUGAAUCUCUAUCCUCCUCUUUCUGGACUGACCAGGAAAGUGAAGAUCUGGGAGAGUUUUGUGUAAACAAUGACGGGAUUGAGACAGAGCUUGGAAUCGACAAGCCGGAAGUUAGCAAAGAAGACAACCGGUGUGUGAAAGACGACCGUGUAAAUGAGCAGACUGUAGAAAAGCUGAAUGACCUCAUAAAGAAAGGUGAUGCGCAAUAUUAUGUUAAGGAGCAAAGUAAACACAAGGACUCUGGGAAACUGACCGGUAAACAGGUGAGUCAGCAUAAUGAAUGCAGUGUGAAAAGUCCAGGAAAAGAAAAUGUGGAGAAGAGAAAAACUUGUAAAUCAGGAACUAAAGCUGAGAAGAGUGAAGAUUAUAUCAAGGAUGGUUGUGCUGGAGAAGAAAGGUCCGACAGUCAACAGCUGAUGACUGAGAACUUGUGUGCUGAAUUUGAGGAAGCUGGAAAUGAAGAAGCUGGAAGUAAAGAGGAAGAAUGUGACGCUGACAAAGAAGUGAAUGAAAACAACAAGGGAGGACAAAGCAAAUGUUUUGUUCGUGACAAGAACGUGAGUUUGGAGGAGGAGUCUGAAAGCAGUGAUCUGGAGAGCGAUGAGGAAAUCGAGUAUUUUGUUAGCGAGUCGAGCCAGGGUGUAACAAAGCGCGAUGAACUAGAAGGCGACAAAUUAGAGAGAGAUGAUAAAUGGAAAACAUUUUUCAUGUACCAAGAUGAUGAGAGCAAACCGGUGAGGAAUGACGGACACACGUGCUCGGAAGGAGGACCGACGUAUAAGAUGGAGCUAUACCCCAAAAGAAGAAUUUCAUUUAUGGCUGAACAACAUUCAGAGAAUGCAGUAUUGUUAAAUGUAGAAAGCACUGAUGAAGCUGACCAAGAGUACACCAAGCACAGAGAAAACAACGGCUCUGCUGAGCAAAUUUUGAAGUACAGUCCUGAUCCAUAUGAAACUGGAGGGUAUGAUGAGGAUUACCAUGGUAGCAUGAGCAGCCUUACAGCAAGCAAUUUCACUUCUGGUUAUGGAACCUAUAAAGCAGACUCGCCUAAAGAUGACCUGGAUGUUAGAAAUGAUUGCAGUCUGUUUGAAUUGGAGUUAGACCCUGAAUACCCUCAAGAUGACCCCAAUCUGUCCUGGUAUCAAGACUGGCUUUCUUCAGACAUGGCUGAGCAACAAAGUCCUCCAGUGUCACCAAACAGAGGCGACUGGACCCCUUUUGAUUCUCUUAUUCCCAAUGAUAGCUCUGUGUAUAAAUGCACUGACAUUGUUCAAUGCACAACAUAUGAGAACAGAUUGAGAUCUAUUACUCUUUGCUCUGAGGAUUCCCAAAGAAUUCCUCUUUUUGCAGAAAGGGUUGAUCUUCCUGCUAGCGAAGAGAAAGCCACAACUAAUGUUUAUCACCUGGUCACUGGCACAAAAGAGCAAAAUGUGGCAUUUAACAGCGAAGACCAUAAAGACCAUGAAACGUUUCCUAUGUGCAGCAAUGAUGCAUUUGAUACAAGAUUUAAUAAAUGUAUGACGACAAUUCAAGAUCACAGAACUGAAGAUGGACAUGCAAAGGAAGGUUUCAGGACAACAAAGCAAGUGAAGUCACAGCUAUUUGGACAGCCAGUAAGUGAGCUGGAAGAGCGCUUAGCACAACUACAUGUGUCAGUUCUGCACCAGCGACAUGAACAGUACUCUGAAAGUGAGGAGACCAGCAGCUACAGUGACAGACACAGUUCCACAUCAGACGAACUUCCCAGUGCUUUUCAGGCCUACCUCAAAGGCAUGACAAGAUCGCGCAGUGAGAAUGACCUCAGACCUCGUCCCAAAUCCUUUAUUCGCCCACUUAUGGAUCACCCCCACACAAGGAACCUGAAAAAAACAGAUCCUGUUGCAAAGUAUUUCCAGUACAAGCAGGAUUGGGAGAUGUUUAAGGCCCCUGGAGAGAAACGCAGAAACGAGCUACACUGGGCCAUCAGGGAACAACUCGCUUAUCAACCUCCACCUCCAAAGCCUCAGAGAACAUAUGUCCCAAAUACAUACGUGGUGCCUACAGAGAAGAAGCGUUCUGCUUUACGAUGGGAAAUACGACAUGAUUUAGCAAACGGCACCAUUCCUACAAAAGUAACCUACAUGUAGCGUGGCUUAAGCGAAUGACUAACGUGCAUGCCACAUAUAUUGUGACAGUAUCUAUUUAUUAAUGCAUGUUUCCUCUGUCCUGUGAGUAGAAUGAUGAAUUUAAUGACACACAUUAGUGUUUAUGAAAUAAAUGUGUUUUUUAAUAGA
Molecule: messenger RNA, 2535 nt
Organism: Tachysurus fulvidraco (yellow catfish)
Lineage: Eukaryota; Metazoa; Chordata; Actinopteri; Siluriformes; Bagridae
Gene: hyls1
Product: HYLS1 centriolar and ciliogenesis associated
Exons: 7
Coding region: 223-2388 (721 amino acids)
Biological process (GO): cilium assembly
Cellular component (GO): centriole; non-motile cilium
Source: RefSeq, a predicted model, not a curated record